UCUUAACAAACACAUUUUAAGAAUUGAAACAUAAAGUAUUACAGAGUACAAUGCAAACAAUUACAAAAUUUACAAUUCAAGCAGAAUUUAAAAUUCUGUCAAAUUUUAGUCCUCCAUAUAGCAAGAAUUGCCACUUUGAAAAUAGGUCAAAAAGGUUAAAAUGAUUUUGGUAAGUAUAUCCAAACAUUUUAACUUCAAGGUAUCAAAAUCUUUCAUUACAACAUUUUAUCAAACAAAUAGAGUGCACCAGAACAGAUUGAAUUAGUAAACAAUGAUAGAUGAUGUUUGUCCAUGAAAAGGAGUUUUCGUAUGAUUCCCGUGAAUUCGUCAUUCUCUCAAUAACAUUUGCUCACAAAAUAAAAAAUGAGGAGCACGAUGAGGGCAGUAGUGAAGCUGGCCGCCGCAAUGAUGGUGGCGAUUGGAUUUGUCGCGGUGGCGAGCUGGGCGGAGACCGGAUAUAGAGUAGCUCUGCCCGGGUGCCCGGAGACGUGCGGGAAUGUGACGGUGCCCUACCCAUUCGGCAUCGGAGAAAAGUGUUCCUGUAAAAAAGGAGCUUUUAAUCUCACAUGCGACAGUGACUCAAGGUUAUGGACUAAUUGGACUUCCGGAGUCCAAAUCACAGCCAUUGAUUAUGUGAAUGGGCAGAUGCAAGUCCUGAUGCCCGUAUCCAGAAUCUGUUACAACGAAUCCGGCUCAGAGGAAAUCUUUGAAAAUUAUAGAGUGCCGAAUAUGUUCACCAUUUCCCCUGAAGAAAACAAGUUCUUCGCCGUCGGCUGCGACGCGUCUGCAUCUUUCUUAGGCUUGACUGACCACGGUAUAUUCUUAACCAGGUGCCGACCGAAGUGCGACAGAGCUCCGGAGAAGAAGGAAAGCGGGAACUGCGCAGGGCGGGGCUGCUGCCAGGCUACUAUUCCGGUGUUCGGGUUGAGGGAGUUCAAACUUGGUGUCAAAAGUCUGGGUUUCGGGAAAAAAGUGGGGGAAUUCAAGAACUGCACCUAUGUUUUUGUGGCCAGAAAAGGGUGGUAUCAUUUCAUCCCGGAGGAUCUUACACAUCUGCGCUUUGGAUGGGCACCCAUGGCCGUAGACUGGGAUGUCGGGCAUGGGAACCAGACUUGUGAAAGUGCUGUUGCUGGAGAAGGGUAUGUUUGUGAGAAAUCUAGUACAGAGUGCGUUGAGACGACAUUCGAUUUGGGGUACCAUUGUAGAUGCAAAGACGGUUUUCACGGGAAUCCGUACCUCCCCAGUGGUUGCCAGAGUAAGGACUUGUUUAGUGCAUCUCCAUUUUUAUAAUUAUAAUAAUAAUAGGGAAAAGUACACUUUACAUACCCGUGGUUGUGGCCGUUUGCAAUCAGGGGUCUGUGAUGAACUUUGCAACAAACCCAAGCUUGUGCUUUCCUACCGUUACCACCCGCGGGGUCUAAGCGACUGGGCCGUUAGUAAUACGCUACGUGGCACUUUUUUUUUUGCUUACGUGGCUUUUAAUCCCAAUUACAAAGAUUAGGUGAAAUUAGGGCUGAAGAAAACCCAAUUACAAUUAGGUGAAAUUAGGCCUGAAGAAAUCACAAUUCUUCCUCCCAUUCGAUUCUACACCUCCGGUUGGGAAAGAACAAAGAUUGUUGGUCGAAGCAGACAAAGGACAAUAACGCAAGCACUGGCAGAUGGAAUUGUAGUUUUUUGUCCUUAGAGUCUUCACGUGAAAGUUUGGUAUGAGUGAGUACGUGAAUUUGUUAAUUCACCAUGGUGGAAAGUGGGACAGUCCAAAAGAAAAGAAAAAGUAUGUGGGAGGCCAUGUUUUGAAAAAAGAUAAAGUUGACAUUGACUAUGUGAGCAAGUUCGAAUUGGAGGGAUAUGCAGCAGAUUUGGGUUAUACAAAUGGGGUAAAAAUGUGGUUUAGAAGAUUCUCAAUUAGGGAGUUGUGUGGACCAGUCAACUUGCAAGAGAUAGUGUGUGAUAAAGAUGUUCAAGACAUGUUGGUGUGUAACAUAAUGGACCCACACAUUGAGUUGUAUUUUGUUGCAAACACAAGUAAAAAACGGGUGGUUGGUACUUUAGCAAAAGAAACAACUCAAUCUUCACAGGAAGCCCACACUUCAGUCCCAACUCAAUUACAAAAUAAAGAUCAAGCUCGACAAGCAGACCAAUUUGUGGGUGAAUCCACUACAUUUCUUGAAACUGAAUUACAGAGUGAUGAGGAUGAUGAAGACUAUGUGAAUCAAAGUGGAUCUGAAAGUGCUUCACAUGACCAUUCCAAUUCCAAUAUCAGUGAAGCUUCCUGGCUAUAUGAUGACCUAGAAGGGAGUGAAGCUUCCUGACUAUAUGAUGACCUAGAAGGGAGUGAAGAUGAUGUAUUUAAUCAUGGAGCUGCAAGUUUAAGCCAAAAACCACCCCCAGGUCCAGACCAACCUUCAGAACCAAACCCCUUUUUUCCAGAAGAUCUGAAUGAAGAGCAGCUUAAGGAGUUUAAUGAAAGUCCAUGCUAUAGUGAUGACUUGCAUAGCAUUGUAGGAUCUGAAGAUGGUGAUGAAAAGUAUGAAGAGUUCAAUGAAGAAACAGGAGCUUCAAAUCCAGAAUUAUCCAAAGGUUUGAAAUUUACCUCACAUACCUCUUUUAGAAAUGCUCUUAAGGAAUGGGCAGUCAAGGGUGGAUUUGAAUUCAAAUUUGUGAAGAACAAUAGAUCUAAAAUCACUGUGAUUUGCAAAAACAAGGACAUUUGUUCAUUCAGGGUUCAUGCAUCAAAAGUUCCAGAAUGUGGGUCCUUCCAAAUAAAAACAUUCAGGCCCAAACAUGAAUGCCCUUUUAGUAACAGAAACACCUUGGUGACUAGUAGCUAUUUGGCAAAAAAGUACAUGGAUGAGUUGAGGGAAAAUCCUAAGUGGGAUGUCACUGCUAUGCAAAAGUCAGUUCAAAGACAGUUAAGGGCAGAGGUGAGUCUUGCAAAGUGUUACAGAGCUAGAAGAAAAGCAAAGAAAAAGAUCCAAGGAGAUAUCAAAGAACAAUAUAGGAGGUUGAGGGAUUAUGCAGAAACUGUUGUUAAAUACAACCCUGGGAGUCUUGUAAUAAUCAAAACUGAAGCUAGGGAUGUCAAUGAAGAAGGUGGUGCUGCAGAGGGUGUACCAAGAAUACCCAAGGAAAUUCUAAUGCUUCAAUACAUGUACAUGAGGUUUAGUUCUCAGAAGCAGGGUUACUUUGCAGGUCUUAGACCCUUAAUUGGGUUAGAUGGGUGCCACUUGAAAACACCAAUGGGAGGCCAACUGCUUUGUGCUGUAGCAAGGGAUGGAAAUGAAAACAUGUUUCCUCUUGCUAUAGCUUAUGUGGAUAGUGAAGACAAAGCUUCAUGGACUUGGUUCUUGCAAGUGUUGUUUGAAGAUUUUGGAAGACCAGAAGAAACUAAUUGGGUAUUCAUGUCAGACAAGCAGAAGGGACUAGUUGAAGCAUUUAAAGUUGUCUCACUUGCAAAUGAGCACAGAUAUUGUGUGAAGCACAUGUAUGAGAAUUACAAGAAGAUAUUUAGAGGGCCUGAUAUUUCUGAACCAACCUCCCAUGAGCCACUUCAGACAACCAAUAAUGACAGUGAAUUAACAACUCCCAUGACCCAUGAUUCGGUUUCCCAAAGCACUGGAGGAAGAACAAAGAAGAUAAGGAGAAUCAGCACUUCACAACUGUAAGGAAUAAUUGUAAUUAGAUUUUGAUGAUGCUAGAUUAAUUAGGACUUUAGAAGUACCCCUUUAGAAAUUAUGUAUUAGAAUUUUCCUUUGUAAAGUUCUUAGAAGUAUUCGACUUGACAGAAGACCUUCAAGAACAGAAUGCCUUCAGAGCAGAAGGACUUCAAGAGCAGAAGUGCCUCUUAAGGCAUUAUUGAAACAGAGGACCUUUGAUUCUCUGCUCCAGAACAGAAGUCCUCAGGAUCUCUGUUAGUCUUGACUCUGACAGAAACCCUUCUGGGUCUCUGUUGGAUACUCCCAACAGAAGUGCUUCAGACCACCUCUGUUCUACUCCCAGACAAAGACUGUAAUACCCGAGAUUAAUUUAAGAGGAUUAAUAGUACUACUCAUACCAACAGAGGUGCAUCUCCUUUUAAGGGAGCUCAUCACCCAAGAACUCCAAAGUUAAGCGUGCUUGCACGGGAGUAGUCUUGGGAUGGGUGACCCCCUGGGAAGUUUCUCAGGGCGCGCAUGAGUGAGGACAAAGUGCGCGGUAAAGGCUCGUGGUGGUUUGUGGGGACAGUACUAGAGGUCUGGAGUAACUACCUCGGGGCCUACGGGGCCGGGGUGUUACAAAUGGUAUCAGAGCAACCCUGCGACAGUGUGUUGACCCGUUGGAUAUCGGGCGGGCACUUAGCGGGGCAAGAUUCUGGGGUUUGAUUGAGAUUGGUUUAAGGGCGCAACGAGGACGUUGCGAUCCUAAGUGGGGGUGAUUGUAAUACCCGAGAUUAAUUUAAGAGGAUUAAUAGUACUACUCAUACCAACAGAGGUGCAUCUCCUUUUAAGGGAGCUCAUCACCCAAGAACUCCAAAGUUAAGCGUGCUUGCACGGGAGUAGUCUUGGGAUGGGUGACCCCCUGGGAAGUUUCUCAGGGCGCGCAUGAGUGAGGACAAAGUGCGCGGUAAAGGCUCGUG
This is a messenger RNA of Cuscuta europaea, 4615 nucleotides long. Lineage: Eukaryota; Viridiplantae; Streptophyta; Magnoliopsida; Solanales; Convolvulaceae. The record is from the annotation of a GenBank genome assembly.